CCAUAACUCCAUUUCUCCAUCAUAUCCUUUGUUUUAAUUCUUUCUAGAUUCAUUAAUGGAGUUAAAUUCCCUUUUCUCAUCAUCAGCGCUUCCUCCACUCUCAUUUCCUUACAAAAAAUCGCACACACAGAAAACGAAAUUUCAGAACAGGAAAAGGUGUAGCAGAUCAGGCAUUGCUUUGGCUGCUGGAAGAAGACCAGACUCUUAUGGAGAAAUGCUUGUGGACGAAAGCAUGAUAGUGCUAAGGAAACGCAUACAUGAAAUGAAGAUGAUAGAGAGAAAUUACCAGCCACCGGCGGAGUGGAUGGAGUGGGAGAAGCAAUUCUAUACCCGCUACGACGAAUUUAUCUGCAAGUUUGUGGGACUCGUGCAAUUGCAAUUGAUGAAUACUAGGCCUAGUUUGGCUUUAGGGAUGCUACUGCUUGUUAUGAUGAGUGUCCCUUUAUCUACGGCCACGAUUGCUAUGCAGAUCAUGGAGGCGGCCAGUGGAGCCAUCUCAACCCUUCAUUUGUAGUCUAGUGUGGAAGUUCAUGUUACAUAAAUACUGUUUCUGUUUUAUUUUUAGGACAAGUGCGGGGUUUUGAUUAAUGCACUUGUACGGUAUAGGAUGUGUAUUUGGGUUCAAUCCUGGUUUUGGUUGGAUUAACUCAGAAGUCUUUUUUUUUCUCUCUCUUCUUUCGUGUAGUAUUUGUUUAUGUCAGAGUUAAAUGCAAAUACAAAAUAUUGAAGAUCCAAAUACAAUUUGGUUGACUUUGUUUA
This is a messenger RNA of Manihot esculenta (cassava), 759 nucleotides long. RefSeq lists its product as uncharacterized. The coding region runs from base 56 to 514 and encodes 152 amino acids. The transcript has a single exon. Lineage: Eukaryota; Viridiplantae; Streptophyta; Magnoliopsida; Malpighiales; Euphorbiaceae. The record is from RefSeq and is a predicted model, not a curated record.